This is a messenger RNA of Atta colombica, 3412 nucleotides long. Its product is annotated as collagen alpha chain CG42342. Gene Ontology annotation, cellular component: basement membrane. Lineage: Eukaryota; Metazoa; Arthropoda; Insecta; Hymenoptera; Formicidae. The transcript has 25 exons. The coding region runs from base 979 to 3057 and encodes 692 amino acids. The record is from RefSeq and is a predicted model, not a curated record.
UGUGACACUGUGCGCUUCGUAUGCGCGCUUUCCCGUGCUUUUCUCCCUCGUAACGGUGACGUGCUGUGAGGUCCGAGAACGCGAAAAGCGAGCGUUUCCUUCCGCUUCACGCGACGUUUGCCGACAUAUCGUCCUAUCUCUUCUUUUUAUCUCUUUCUCGUCUUUUUAUCACUGCCGUAAAUCUUGUUUUUUCGUUAACCAGCGGCGAAGAUCGCCGCGAAGUUUGCCGCCGUCGGCAGACGGUGCGUUCGUUUCUCUCGUACCGUUUCUCUUCGACCGUCCCGUUCGCGUCGGCGAAGGAAAGAGAAAGGCGACAGGAAGUAAGGGUUAGAGGGAGAAUAACGGAGCAGCGGCACGAGACGACGACCGACGCCGUCGCCGCCCUCGCUGUUAUCGUUUGAUGUGUGAAAAGUGCGCCAGUCCGCGAAAACGCGACGCCGACACAGUAUUGAUAGCGUAACGUGCUGAACGUUGCCGCGGAGGAACGCGCGGCAGUUUUAUACCGAACGAGGAACGCGCGCUCGCGCGUGUCCCGAUCGUGGUCGUUCGCACAUAACGUUCGCGUUACAAUUAAGAUCGCGGCAUCGAAAUCGGAAAUAAUAUCGGAAGUAAUAAUCGCGCACGCAGAGUGGUGAGAGUCGAUCGCAGAAAUCAAACAUCAAAAUUAAACGUCAUUGAAGCGAGAUCGGGCGGGCGAAGAUGCAUUCCAGAUGGACGAUGACGCCGCGACGUCUGUAUUGUCUGUAACGAUCGCCGCCGUCGGUUGGGUAAGAACGUCGCCGUAUUUACUAUUUAAUCGUCCCUCCACGCGAAAGUCCGCCGCCGCGAUCCGCGCGCGACGGUGUAUCGACGUGAAUCGCACGGGUUAUGACGCGCCGCGCCGCUUAGGGACGCUCGACAAGCGCUCGUAACCGGAGCCCCGGGUAGCCGCGAGUGCGUGCGUGCGUGCGUGCGUGCGCGACAACGACAGCGACAGCGAUGGAGAACGACCCGGCGGCCAAGUCCUGGCCGUCGGGCCCGGGAACGGGCAAGGGAUCAUCGCCGUCCUGCCUAGAGGCGUCGAUGCCACGGAAGUUCCGCGACGGGGACCUCCGUGCGGGGACCGCGGGCCUCAAUUGGGCGCUGUGCGCCCUCUGCCUCGCCAGCUUCGCCCUGUCCGGCGUGCUCUUCUACCGCGAGCUCGGCUUGGAAUCCAGGAUCGCAAGUCUGGAAGCACGCUGUAUGCGCGUCCAGGAUCCUUCGUCGCCGGUGGAAGUCCUGGUGCAGAGGCUCAAGGCGGAGCUGCAGGAGCAAUUGCGGCAGACGCAACGACUCGAUUCCACAGCGGUCUUCAGGCCCAAACGCGACAUCUCCGAGUGUAAUUGUCCUCCAGGUCCACCCGGUGAGCCGGGUCCACCCGGAAAGAGGGGCAAGAAAGGGAAGAAGGGUGAUCCCGGGGAACCCGGUGCGCCAGGUGUGGCCGGGACGCCGGGCAAGAACGGUUUUCCGGGACCCAUCGGCUUGGACGGGCCCAAAGGUGAUCCGGGCCGACCCGGCGACAAAGGGCAGAAGGGCGAGCUGGGCAGCCCCGGAUUCGACGUCUUGUCCGCAGUAAAGGAUCUUCAGGAGAAAGGGGUUAAUAUCUCAGCGCAGAACAUCAUACCACUGAAAGGAGAGCCGGGUGAACCCGGACCGCCGGGACCACCCGGUCCGCCAGGAGCCGAGGGUCUUCCUGGACAUGAGGGCAGACAGGGGAUUCCGGGCGAGGUCGGCGCACCAGGGGAGAAGGGCCCGCCCGGGCCGAUCGGGCCCAUCGGUCCGACGGGCACGCCAGGACUUGCAGGUCCCAAGGGUGACAAGGGUGAUAAAGGCGAUCGGGGCUUCACGACGACCUUAAAGGGUGAGCAGUUUCCAAGUGGAGUAUUUGAGGGCCCACCUGGUCCACCAGGACCACCUGGAUCUCCGGGCGAGAAGGGAGAACUGGGCCCGACAGGACCGCCCGGCCUACCCGGCGAGAAGGGUACUCGGGGAAAGCAAGGGAAGAGGGGUUUCAAGGGUGAGAGCGGUUUGGCAUUGACGAGGGGUGCCCCCGGCCUGCCGGGUCCGAAGGGUGAGCCCGGCGAACGGGGUUACCGGGGCGAAAAGGGCGCCAUGGGAGACGCGGGUUUACCAGGGCCCAAGGGAGAGAUGGGACUGCAGGGCUUGCAGGGGCUCAAUGGAACCGACGGCGAUCCUGGUAUCCAAGGACCCCCCGGAUUACCGGGAAUAUCCGGACCCAAAGGUGAAAAGGGCGACUACGGCGAUAUUGGUCCCCCCGGCCUUAUGGGACCUCCGGGUCUACCCGGCCCACCGGGCUAUCCUGGACUGAAAGGCGAAAAGGGAGAGAAAGGCGAAUCGAAGUACAAAAAGCUCAGGCGAAGACAGGGAGACGGCACAUUCGAGAUGAACGCCGGAGAAGUGAUAAUGGGCCCGCCCGGACCCCCAGGACCCGCUGGUACCCCCGGACUGCAGGGCCCACCCGGGAUCAAGGGUGACAGAGGACAUGAUGGCGCCAAGGGCGAUCCUGGAGAAAAGGGUGCCAAAGGGGAUCCUGGUCCGAUGGGACUGCCCGGCCCCAUGGGACUGAGGGGAGAGUCCGGAAAGCCCGGGGAUUCCGGGAAACCUGGCGCCAUGGGAUCACCAGGAUUAGACGGCAUGAAGGGUGCACAGGGCGAGCCAGGAACGAAGGGAGAAAGAGGAGAUCCGGGAUUGCCUGGUACCGACGGGAUUCCCGGUGCGGAGGGACCGAAGGGAGAGAAAGGUGCCAAAGGCGAAUCUGGGCCGCCGGGUAAACGCGGCAGAAAAGGCGACAAGGGCAACAAGGGAGAUCAAGGUGUUCCAGGAUUGGAUGCCCCGUGUCCGCUGGGACCGGACGGACUCCCCUUACCGGGCUGUGGCUGGAGACCACCGCAGCAGGACAUCACGAGCACAUCCGUACCGGCGAUCGAGGGUCCUGAGCCCGCAGAAACGGAUUACGAGGAGCCGGAGGACGAGUACGACGACUAUACGGACCCGAACGGGAACCUAGCUGAGCAAUAAUGCUCGUUUUUGUGCGCUGCCCUAAUAACUACCGACAACUACCACCAAUACCGACACCAUCAUCAUCACUACCACCACAACCACCACCACCAUCACUGCCACCCUCAUCACUCGUCUCACCCCGUUCUCCCAAACUAACGUGAUCCUGCCAAGGAGCAACAUCCUGCGCCAAUGGCUAGAGGAGGAAGAGGAGGAUGGGGAGGAGAAAGAGAACGAGCGGCAGUGAUGUUGCAAGGACAAUAGCGCAUUUUUUUCAUAAGGACUUCUGUAUAUCCUUCCGUUCCCGCCUCCGUCUCAUUACGAUCGCGAUACGAAAGAAAAAAAAAAAAUAUAUAUAUAUAUAUACAUAUUAUAU